This is a messenger RNA of Thunnus maccoyii (southern bluefin tuna), 7667 nucleotides long. It is a transcript of the gene scn4aa, whose product is annotated as sodium channel, voltage-gated, type IV, alpha, a. Bases 763 to 6450 code for a protein of 1895 amino acids. Gene Ontology annotation, cellular component: plasma membrane; voltage-gated sodium channel complex; axon. Gene Ontology annotation, biological process: sodium ion transmembrane transport; neuronal action potential; membrane depolarization during action potential. The record is from RefSeq and is a predicted model, not a curated record. NCBI's taxonomy places the organism in Eukaryota, Metazoa, Chordata, Actinopteri, Scombriformes, Scombridae. Gene Ontology annotation, molecular function: protein binding; calcium ion binding; voltage-gated sodium channel activity. The transcript has 27 exons.
UUAUGUUUAACAGUUUGUAAUAACUAAUUACAAACUGUUAAUAACUAAUAACUAAUGUUUGAAUAAAUAAUUCCUACUGCUUAACAUGAGUCUCCGGUAACUAAUGAGUGUCCACCCUAAUUAAUGAAGGACUUGUCGACUUCAUUUAAACAAUAAUGAAUACAAUGAGUAAUCUCCCGGAACAAGUUAUUUCAUAUACAGAUCUCGUUGCUUGUUCAAAGGAAUAAAACACUUCUCUGUGCACAAUCUGUGCACAAUCUGUGCACAAUGAUCCGCUGUGGCGGCAACAGCCUGCAGGUCCAUCACACGGACGUGUCAUCUGCUCUGCAGCGGGAGUCCAGCUCAAACACUUGCUUACUUUGUAACAGGACGUUUGUAUUUGCGUUGGAAUUUGACGGAAAAUACCGUGCAGAAGCGACCAGCUGUGUGGGAACGGGAAGCGGUUCCGCUGCUGAAGUGUCAAAGAUCUGAGCUGAUCCUACCUGGAGCAACUCCUCCGGUUUCACUGCAGGGCACCACUGCGUCAGCUACAGCUGUCCUGCAGCCCCGCACUGGCUGCCAGAAGGGGAGAAUUACGCCCUCGGUGUACGGCUUGACGGAACACUUGAUUUUUUUUUCAAAGUUUCUUGGAUUCUGUGGAAAUAUUUGAUUUACCGUGCAAGGUAACCCACCACCUGCCGUCUUCUGUCUUCCAUGGGUUGUUAAGCCUUAAGCUCCUCCUAGGGAAACCCCGGUGUGGCGGUAUCCCUUCGCAAUGCGAAGAUGGCGACCCUGCUCCCUCCCCCAGGCAUCGAUGUGUUCCGCCGUUUCACCCAGGAAUCACUGGCGGAGAUCGAGAGGCUCCAGGAGGAAGUAAAAAAGGCUGCUGCAGUAGAAGACCACAUCCACGACCAUGAGGAGGAAGAGAAACCAACCCCACACGCUGAUCUGGAAGCAGGCAAGAGUCUGCCCAUGAUCUUCGGAGACCCUCCACCAGAGCUCUUGAACACACCUCUGGAGGACCUGGACCCCUUCUACAAGGCACAGAAAACAUUCGUUGUGAUCACCAAAGGAAACACAAUCUUCAGGUUCAAUGCUGAACCGGCUUGCUACAUUCUGAGCCCCUUUAGUGUGGUUAGGAGAGGAGCCAUCAAAAUUCUCAUACAUUCAUUAUUUAGUAUGUUCAUCAUGAUUACAAUUCUAUCGAAUUGCGUGUUCAUGACGAUGAGCAACCCACCAGCAUGGAGUAAAACUGUUGAGUAUGUUUUUACUGGUAUUUAUACCUUUGAGGCAACAGUCAAAGUGUUGUCUAGAGGUUUCUGUGUUGGAUCGUUUACAUUCCUUCGAGAUCCAUGGAACUGGCUGGAUUUCAUGGUGAUCAGCAUGGCAUACGUCACUGAGUUUGUUGACCUUGGCAAUGUGUCAGCCCUCAGGACAUUUCGUGUACUUCGAGCCCUUAAAACAAUUACUGUGAUUCCUGGUUUGAAAACCAUUGUGGGCGCUUUGAUCCAGUCAGUGAAGAAAAUGGUGGAUGUCAUGGUUCUGACCGUCUUUGCUCUUGCGGUUUUUGCCCUUGUCGGGCUUCAACUUUUUAUGGGAAAUCUGCGACACAAAUGCAUACGAUGGCCCAUCCCAGCAAAUGAUACAGACUUUGACUUCUUUAACACCACCUCCAUAUUUAAUGACACUCUGUCCUUCAACGACACCAUGGGUUUCAACGCUACAACAUAUUCAAACAGUACCUUCAAUUUCACUGAAUAUAUCGAAAACCCAGAUAAUCAGUAUUUUUUGGAAGGCAGCCUAGAUGCUCUUAUAUGUGGAAACAGUUCUGAUGCUGGAAAGUGUCCAGAAGGAUACACAUGCAUGAAGGCUGGGAGAAACCCCAACUUUGGCUACACCAGCUUUGACACUUUUGGCUGGUCCUUCCUAGCCCUCUUCAGACUCAUGACGCAGGACUACUGGGAGAACCUUUUCCAGCUGAUCCUGCGGGCGGCUGGAAAGACAUACAUGCUGUUCUUUGUGGUGGUUAUCUUUCUGGGCUCCUUCUACCUCAUCAAUCUCAUCCUGGCUGUGGUAGCCAUGGCUUAUGAAGAACAGAAUCAGGCAUCUCAGCGAGAGGCCAUAGAGAAAGAGGAGGAGUUCCAGCGACUACUAGAGCAACUUAGGAAUCAAGAACAGGCCCAACUUCUUGGGAGCCAAGCCAGUCUAACCAGUAAGAAGUCGCUCAGUCAUCACACAGCGUCUGAGUUGGCAGAUGAUGAACAGAGCCUCGAACACGAUGAAACUAUCAAAGACUGUAACGGGAGACUUAUUCCCCAGCUCAUCAUCAGAUCGCCGACCAUGGAGGAGUCUGCUCUUGAUUAUGAACUCAAAGAGAUGUCAUUAGGCUCUGCGCACAGCAUGCUUCAUCUGGACCAACCAAGCCUGACAAAGAGAUCUUCUAGUGCUAUGACUGUGCUCACUGCAGCUACUAAGGAAGAGCUGGAGGAGGCUCAGAGGCCGUGUCCACCUCGGUGGUAUAAGUUUGCUGACAAGUUCCUGAAGUGGGACUGCUGCGAGUCCUGGGUGGUCUUUAAAAAGUGGGUGCACUUUGUAGUGAUGGACCCUUUUAUCGACCUGACCAUCACCAUCUGCAUCGUGCUCAACACCCUCUUCAUGGCCAUGGAGCACUACCCCAUGACCCCGGAGUUUGACUACAUGCUCUCAGUGGGGAAUCUGGUUUUCACUGGGAUCUUCACAUCAGAAAUGUUCUUUAAACUUAUCGCCAUGGACCCUUACUACUACUUUCAAGUUGGCUGGAACAUUUUCGACAGCAUCAUUGUCACUCUCAGUCUGGUGGAGUUAGGCCUGGCGAAUGUCCAAGGCCUGUCUGUCCUCAGGUCCUUCCGUCUGCUUCGUGUCUUCAAACUAGCCAAGUCCUGGCCCACGCUCAACAUGCUGAUAAAGAUCAUUGGUAACUCAGUAGGAGCUUUAGGAAACCUGACUUUGGUGCUGGCCAUCAUUGUCUUCAUCUUCGCUGUGGUGGGCAUGCAGCUCUUUGGCAAGAGCUACAAGGACUGUGUGUGCAAGAUCUCCGCAGACUGCGUGUUGCCACGUUGGCACAUGAACGACUUCUUCCACUCCUUCCUCAUUGUGUUCCGCAUUCUGUGCGGGGAGUGGAUCGAGACCAUGUGGGACUGCAUGGAGGUGGCCGGGCCUGCAAUGUGUUUAGUGGUCUUCAUGAUGGUGAUGGUCAUUGGAAAUCUAGUGGUGUUGAACCUCUUCCUCGCCUUGCUGCUCAGCUCGUUCAGUGGAGACAACCUCGCGGCAGGAGAUGAGGACGGAGAGCUGAACAACCUCCAGAUUGCCAUUGGCAGGAUCACACGGUACAUGAACUGGUUUAAAGCGUUCAUCGUUCGAAGGAUCCUCCAGUUACUGGAAAGAAAGCCGCCGGAGUCUGAGGAGGGCCCGGUGGAUGACGAGGACCCUAAAAUGGAGGGGCUUGAAAUGAACCACAUGGACACCAGUCAGAACUUCAAAAUGGCAGAUGGGAUAUCUAAUUGUUUGGUUGAACGCCGGCCCUCUGGAUUUAUUGUGGAUGGAGAGCUCACUCUCAAUGUGCCAAUUGCCCAGGGCGAGUCAGACUUUGAAAACCUGGGUGAGGAUGAUGAGGAUGACACUAAUGACUCGGUUUCAGAUGAGAAAGAUAACCAACAUAACUCGGAAAACUUCGAAGAUGACAAUAGUCUGUCAAGAGAUGUCAAACUGAUGGGUGUUUUGGAGGAUGAUGGGGAUUCAUCAGUAUGCAGCACAGUGGACUAUCAACCACCUGAGCCUGAACCAAUAAUAGUGGAAGAAGAGGAGCCUGAACCAGUGGAACCAGAGGCCUGCUUCACUGACAGCUGUGUCAAGCGAGGGCUAUGUCUAACUGUGGACAUCACCGAAGGCAGAGGCAAGAAAUGGUGGAACCUCCGCCGGACUUGCUUCACUAUUGUAGAGCAUGACUGGUUUGAAACCUUCAUAAUAUUUAUGAUCCUCCUCAGCAGUGGAGCUCUGGCCUUUGAAGACAUACACAUAGAAAGACGCCGAACCAUCAAAAUUAUUCUGGAGUUUGCUGACAAAGUUUUCUCCUACAUCUUCGUCAUCGAGAUGUUACUUAAAUGGGUCGCAUAUGGCUACAAGACGUACUUCACCAACGCUUGGUGUUGGUUAGACUUUUUCAUCGUAGAUAUUUCCCUGAUUAGUUUAGCUGCCAACUGGAUGGGCUACUCUGAACUUGGACCAAUCAAAUCCCUCAGAACUCUCAGGGCACUAAGGCCUCUUAGAGCGCUGUCAAGAUUUGAAGGGAUGAGGGUGGUAGUAAACGCUCUUGUUGGAGCGAUUCCCUCCAUCUUCAAUGUGCUGCUGGUGUGUCUGAUCUUCUGGCUCAUCUUCAGCAUCAUGGGAGUUAAUCUGUUUGCUGGCAAGUUCUACCGCUGCAUCAACACCACCACAGAGGAGCUUUUCGACAUAAGUGAGGUCAACAACAGGAGCGACUGCAUGGCCAUCGAAGAAGCCACGCAGGAUGCCCGCUGGGUCAAUGUCAAAGUCAACUAUGACAAUGUUGCAAAGGGCUACUUGUCCCUGCUUCAAGUGGCAACUUUUAAAGGUUGGAUGGACAUCAUGUAUGCUGCCGUUGACUCAAGAGAGGUUGAGGAACAACCUUCCUAUGAGAUCAACCUCUACAUGUACAUAUACUUUGUCAUCUUCAUCAUCUUUGGCUCUUUUUUCACACUCAACCUCUUCAUUGGUGUCAUUAUUGAUAAUUUCAACCAACAAAAGAGAAAGUUUGGAGAUAAAGACAUCUUUAUGACUGAGGAACAAAAAAAAUACUACGAGGCCAUGAAGAAACUUGGUUCCAAGAAGCCACAGAAGCCAAUUCCACGUCCAACAAACCUAAUCCAGGGCAUGGUGUUUGACUUCAUCAGUCAGCAGUUCUUUGACAUCUUCAUCAUGGUGCUCAUCUGCCUCAAUAUGGUGACCAUGAUGGUGGAGACAGACAACCAAAGUCCAGAGAAGGAGGAUUUCCUUUUUAAAGUCAACCUGGCUUUCAUUGUGGUCUUCACUGGAGAGUGUGUGUUGAAGCUCUUUGCCCUGCGACAAUACUUCUUCACCAAUGCAUGGAACAUUUUUGAUUUUGUUGUGGUCAUCUUGUCAAUAUCUGGUAUAAUGCUCUCAGACAUAAUUGAGAAGUACUUUGUGUCACCAACUCUGUUCAGAGUGAUCAGACUGGCCAGAAUAGGCAGGAUUCUGCGUCUUAUUAAAGGAGCUAAGGGCAUUCGGACGCUUCUCUUCGCUCUAUUGAUGUCACUUCCUGCCCUAUUCAACAUUGGCCUCCUGCUCUUCCUCAUCAUGUUCAUCUUCUCCAUAUUUGGCAUGUCAAACUUUGCUUAUGUCAAAAAGGAGGCUGGAAUCGAUGACAUUUUUAAUUUUGAGACAUUUGGCGGUAGCAUUAUUUGCUUGUUUCAGAUUACAACGUCCGCUGGCUGGGAUGGACUUUUACUUCCAAUGCUGAACAGGGAGCCCCCAGACUGUGACCCAAACAUUGAGAAUCCAGGUACGGAUGUAAGGGGUAACUGCGGCAGCCCAGGCAUGGGCAUGGUAUUCUUCUGCACCUACAUCAUCAUCUCGUUCUUAGUGGUGGUCAACAUGUAUAUCGCCAUCAUCUUAGAAAACUUCAAUGUGGCGCAGGAGGAGAGUGGUGACGCCCUCUGUGAGGAUGACUUUGAGAUGUUUAAUGAGACUUGGGAGAAGUUUGACUUAGAUGGAACUCAGUUCAUUAAGUAUAGCCAGCUCUCUGAUUUUUGUGAUGCCUUACUGGAGCCGCUGAGGGUGGCCAAGCCCAACCGGCUUCGCCUGAUUGAAAUGGAUCUGCCCCUGGUCAUUGGGGACAGGAUCCACUGCCUGGAUGUCUUGAUGGCUGUCACACAGAUGGUCUUGGGAGACACGGUGGAGAUGGCGGCAAUGCGAUUGAGCAUUGAGGCUAAGUUUAUCCUGAACAACCCCACCUCAGACUCCUUUGCACCGAUUACCACAACUGUACGCCACAAAGAAGAGGAGUGGGCUGCUGUAGUAAUUCAAAGAGCUUACCGCAGCCACCUACUGAAACGCUGCAUACGCCACGCUGCUUUCAUGCACUGCUCUAAGAAGAUGGAGAGAGAAGACAAAGAUGAAGAUCCACCAGAAAAAGAGGGGCUGCUUGCACGAAAGAUGGGAGUGCUUUAUGGUAGCAAUUUGGACCUUGCAGAGGAGAUGGAGCGGGCUGCUUUAGAAAUUCUAGCAACCCAAGAGCUUCUUCAACUCGAGACAUUGUCACAUUACAUAGAGGCCGAAGCUGGUCCAGAAACUCCUGAGCCAAAUAUCAUAGUUGUACCUGUGGAAAUUACUAAUGAGGUUUUAUUACAUUCUGCCCCCAAUCAACACCUUUUAAACCUGAGAGAGUCAAUUGUAUAGCCAACAGCAGAAGACGUUAUGUCGUCCUCUUGUAGUUUUUCACCAGUCGAGGAAGUAGUGUUAACAGUUGACGCAAAGUGUCACCAAUCUAGCUGACUUUUCCACAUUAGAUUAAGAGGUUACAUCAAGCAAAUGAAUGUUUAAACUGCAUUUUUUUUAUAUAUAUAUACUUAAACUUACUGUUUUUUCAUGCAAUAUUUAAUAUAUUGUGUCUUUUUGGGUUGAAGGUGGAACUGAAGUUCAUGGUUUUCUUUGAUAAUAACCAUACAGACAUCAGCAAAUGUCACCACCAUUAAUGCUGGCUGGGGAGGGACAGGUAAGUAAUCUUAAAUCAACAAAUUUGCUGUUGUAGGGUGAAAUAACAUCAUCAUCAUGGACCAGAACCUGUGAUAUAAUAGAUUUACAGUGAAGAAAUACAUGCUGAAUUGGGAAAUACAGCAAAGAUUUGCUCACUCCAACCCUUUCAAUUAUUUUUCUAAAUGUAUUGAGGUCUGAACAUGGCAUUUUUCAGUGGAUAUUAAUGCACGCUAUGGUUGAGUCCAUCAUUAAUGCUGGCAAUAACUUUACUUUUGAUAUGGCUAUUACCAGAAAACCAAACCAUGCGCCCCAGUUUCCAACCAAAGAGCAACUUGAACAUCACAUGACAAAACCUGAAUUAUCCUUUCACAGGAUUUUAUGCUAUGCUCAUGUCAUACACAUACACAUUUUUGCACACAAGCCUUCAUUUUAUGACAGUUAAGACUAUGACUUGACUCUCUGUGUUGCCUUAAAGCGAAAGGAAAUCCAACCUUUUUGCUCUCUUUGAUAUGACAUGAGUCUAGCACUAUUAUCCAACUCUGAGCAGUAGAAAAUUAGAUUAAUAUUCACACAGCACUACUUCACCAUGAGAGCCACGCUGAAAUUGUACCAUUUUAGCCAUUUCACUGUACUUUUCUUUUUUGAAAAAUGAAACAGAGCAAAUUCCUAUUCCUGCUGCUUACUUAAAGUCACUUUCAUGUGGAAUCUCAUCAGUGCAAUGGCUCUACAUGCUAAUUCUUUCAAUUAGACGCUAAAGCACAUUUUUUUUAUGGUGGUAUUGUACAUAUGUAAAUGGACAACUGAAAAUAAGGCUUAUCUUGAUAACAUUUAUCCCAGCCUACCAGUGAAACCCUGAUCUCUGCUAUUCAUUACUAGUUAAAGGGAAACUUUGGUAUUUUUCAGUCUGGACCCUAUUUUUC